UAACAAACGGUAAAGUCCAAGAUUUGACUAUCUGAUUUUGUGAAAGGGGAGAAAAAAUGGAGAGAUUUGCAGAGCUGAAAAAAGCAGUAGAGACAGUGGAAAUAGUAGAUGCUCAUGCCCAUAACAUUGUGGCACUGGACUCCACCUUCCCUUUUCUCAACUGCUUCUCUGAAGCCUCCGGCGACGCCUUAUCCGACGUACCCCAUACCAUCAACUUCAAGAGAAGCCUAAAGGAAAUUGCUCAACUGUAUGGCACAAGCUUAUCCUUACAUGCUGUUCAAGAAUCUCGGCAGCGCUUUGGGUUGGAGUCGAGCUCUGCUAUUUGCUUCAAAGCUGCAAAAAUCUCUGUAUUACUUAUUGAUGAUGGAAUUGAGUUGGACAAAAAGCUUGACAUCAAAUGGCAUGAAAGUUUUGUACCAACAGUUGGUAGAAUACUACGAGUUGAGCGUGUUGCUGAAAAGAUUCUUGAGAAGGGUUCAAAUGGAACAACAUGGACUCUGGGAUCAUUCUUGGAGAUUUUCACUGAGGAGUUGAAGUCAGUAGCAUAUAAAGUUCUUGCAUUUAAAAGUAUAGUAGCAUAUCGCAGCGGUCUUGCAAUUAAUACAGAAGUCACUGAAAAGGAGGCUGAGGAGGGCCUGAGUGCUGUUUUAUCUGCUGGGAAUCCAGUCCGAAUCUCAAACAAGAGCUUCAUUGAUUAUAUCUUCAUGCAUGCUUUGAAGGUUGCUCAAAGUUAUGACUUGCCAAUGCAAAUACACACAGGUUUCGGGGACAAGGAUUUGGAUCUGAGGCUAGCUAAUCCCCUUCAUCUUCGAAAUCUUCUUGAGGAUAAGAGAUUCUUGAAGAGUCGGUUAGUGCUUUUGCAUGCGUCCUACCCGUUCUCAAAGGAAGCUUCAUAUCUGGCUUCUGUGUAUCCCCAAGUCUAUCUUGAUUUUGGGUUGGCAAUUCCUAAACUUAGCUUCCACGGGAUGAUAUCCUCAGUGAAAGAACUACUGGAGCUUGCUCCAAUGAAUAAGGUUAUGUUCAGCACUGAUGGCAUCGCAUUUGCUGAAACCUUUUAUUUAGGUGCAAAGAAAGCACGUGAAGUAGUAUUCUCUGUUCUACGUGAUGCAUGUGUUGAUGGUGAUCUCUCAAUUCCAGAAGCUGUUGCAGCCGUUAAAGAUCUUUUUGCAGAGAACGCAAAGCAAUACUACAAGCUUGAUAUUUCUUCAAAGUAUUCCGAUGUAAAACCUCCUUUAUCAUCUGCCUUCCAGGAGGAAGAGUUAAAUGGCUCAUUGAAGGAUGUCACCUUUGUUCGUAUUAUUUGGAUUGAUGCUUCUGGCCAGCAUAGAUGCCGUGUUGUUCCACAGCAACGCUUCUACAGUUCUGUGGGAAAGCACGGUGUAGGCUUAACUUGUGCAUGUAUGGGCAUGAGUUCAACAUCUGAUGGUCCUGCAGUGGAUACUAAUCUCACCGCUUCAGGAGAAAUCAGAAUUGUUCCUGAUUUAUCUACUAAAUGCAGACUCCCGUGGGCAAAACAACAAGAAAUGGUUUUGGCUGACAUGUUCAUUGAGCCUGGUAAAAUUUGGGAAUAUUGUCCAAGAGAAGCAUUACGCAGAGUCUCUAAAAUUUUAAAAGAUGAAUUCGACUUGGUCGUGAAUGCAGGCUUUGAAAAUGAAUUUUUUCUUUUGAAGAGUGUAUUGAGGGAUGGCAAAGAAGAACGGGCACCAUUUGACCGAACUUCUUACUGCUCUACAGCAGCAUUUGAUGCUGCAUCCCCAAUACUCGAAGAGGUUUUCGCUUCUCUUCAAUCAUUGAAUAUUAUUGUCGAACAGUUACAUGCAGAGGCUGGGAAAGGUCAGUUUGAAAUUGCUCUGAAAUACACAAAUUGUAGUAGAGCAGCUGACGGCUUAAUUUUCACACGUGAAGUCAUCAGAGCAGUUGCAAGGAAACAUGGGUUGCUGGCAACUUUUGUGCCAAAGUAUGCAUUAGAUGAUAUUGGCUCGGGAUCGCAUGUGCACAUCAGUUUGUCCAGGAAUGGAGAAAACAUUUUUAUGGCAUCUGAUGGAUCAAGUCGGUAUGGGAUGUCAAAGAUUGGGGAAGCAUUCAUGGCUGGGGUGUUAAAUCAUCUUCCUUCCAUAUUACCAUUUACUGCACCACUUCCUAAUAGUUAUGACCGCAUACAACCUAAUACGUGGAGUGGAGCGUAUCUCUGCUGGGGGAAAGAAAACAGAGAGGCACCAUUAAGAGCUGCUAGUCCUCCUGGAGUUGCACAUGGCUUUGUAAGCAAUUUUGAAAUUAAAGCAUUUGAUGGGUGUGCAAACCCAUACCUCGGUCUUGCCUCCAUAAUUACUGCUGGAAUUGAUGGCUUGCGGAGAAACUUAAGCCUUCCAGAACCAGUAGAUGGAGAUCCUGAUAUCCUUAAAGAGAAUCUUCAAAGAUUACCAGCGUCUCUCGCUGAAUCUGUAGAAGCUUUAGAGAAAGAUACGCUUUUCAGAGAUAUGAUUGGUGAAAAGCUUUUGAUUGCCAUAAUAGGAGUUCGCAAGGCUGAGGUGAAGUACUAUUCUGAAAAUAAGGAAGCAUAUAAGGACCUCAUAUACAAAUAUUAGGUUGAUCAUAUCUACUGUGAGAUCAGUACUAUUUUCAAUUAUUAUCAAGCAUCAACUGAUUUUGCUGUGUCCUAUCUAAUUUCUUUCAUUUUAUGCAAUUGCUUAAUAAAGCAUUUUGGCAA
Nicotiana tabacum (common tobacco) is the source of this 2707-nucleotide messenger RNA. NCBI's taxonomy places the organism in Eukaryota, Viridiplantae, Streptophyta, Magnoliopsida, Solanales, Solanaceae. The record is from RefSeq and is a predicted model, not a curated record.